Messenger RNA from Symbiodinium necroappetens, 384 nucleotides. NCBI's taxonomy places the organism in Eukaryota, Dinophyceae, Suessiales, Symbiodiniaceae. The record is from the annotation of a GenBank genome assembly.
AUGCGUCCUCCUCGGGCAAUGUGGAAUACCACAUUCGCAGCAGGUGCCGCGAAGGAAAGCCAAAGCGAUUCAGGAGGGUCUGAGAUCUUGUCCAGCUGGGUUAUGCCGUGCUUGGUCCGUAACUGUCAGGUUGCCACCUCUCGAUUUUCCAGAGCUUCCAAUACUGAUAGCCGAUGGAGACGAUCACGUCGUGAUUCCGGAAUCCAGGGCAAGCAAUCUUCCUGCCGUCAUUCAAAUCGAUCGAGAGUGUCGUCAGGCAAGGGCGUCGGAGCUGGAGAAGAUGCGGGGAGAGCUCGCCAUGGAGCUGGAGGUUGUGCAGAAGGAGCGUGCCGAUGCGGCAUCAGAGCUGCGACAAAGCUGCGUGGCGGAGGCAGAGGCCGUUGA